AUGGCAAGAUUUCCUUUACCUCGGCCUCCAGAACCAGGGAUUUACGGGCGGGACAAAGAUGACUUCAGGUCAAGUGACCCACCUUUCGUGCGCAAUAUCCACUGCGCCAAGCGCCGGGCUGCAGAGCACGAGACUGCAGCCGCUCCGCCCGCGCCGUCGCACACCUGCCCGCGCUGCACCCCGCACCCGCGCCUCUCCAGCCCCGCAGCUCCGUCCAUCAUGCUGCGCCCGAGGCCCCACAGCCCCAGCGCUGACCCCGCGCCCAGCCCUGCCAAGCGCCGCCGCCUCCACCAGGAGCCCGCGCGCCCCGAGCCCCUGGCUCAGCCCGAGCUGGAAGCGCCCGCCGGGCCCGCCACCAGCGCGCUCACCUCCGUGGUGUUCCUGGCCGCUGGCUGCGCCCUGCAGCUGUGCCUGGAUGGCGUCGACCUGCUGCUGGAGCCUGAGCCCACUUCGGUCCUGCAAGUGUCGCUCCAAGGACACACCAUCCUCCUGGUCCCCGAGGGACUCCAAGCCUCCACCUAUUUUGGACAGCCUGGAUUCGUGGCCACCAGCCCGCAGGGAGUCGCUCCUCAGGACGUACCCCAGGAAACCUGUGAGUACUUCUACCAAGAGGAUGUCUGUGAUGAGGGUGCAGACUUGGACUUCCUGGCGUCCUGGGCUAGGCCUCCAGAUGGCCAGGCCGCCGGGAGCCUUUCCUCCAUCACAGGGGUGCCCAGUCCUUGGUCUCAGGAGCCUGUCCCAGAGUCUUCCACUGGAGCGGAGCGAUAUUCUUUGAGGUUCAUCUGGGAAUUGGACAACUACCUGCUGGGACCCUCCCCUGGCUCAACAUUGCAACCUCUACCUCCAUCUCCUCCCUGGAGUCCCCAAGAGCAGCUUCCGCCACACACCCCCUGCUUUUCCCGCUCUCCCCGGACCCCUUGCAAGGCCCGGAAGCGACUGGUCUAUGAAUGAACUGCCCUGCACAAAUCCUUAAGGGGCUUCUCUACCCCUAGUUGCAAGGCACUUAGUCGCCUGUGAUCAGAAUAAAACUCUUGCUGACCCAAAGGACUCUUUCCGAGGCCCUAAAGCUUCCUAGAAAUCCAAGUGGUAAAAUCCCCAGCACUCUCUGUUUCUUCUCUAACCAAGAAGUUAAUAGGUGUCGUGUCUUAAGCUCAUGGUGUCCUUUAAUGUUCCCCAUGAAUUUUUGAGGAUUUGGACACAACGUAUCUACCUCUUUGUUGUUUCGAGCU
Molecule: messenger RNA, 1229 nt
Organism: Mastomys coucha (southern multimammate mouse)
Lineage: Eukaryota; Metazoa; Chordata; Mammalia; Rodentia; Muridae
Product: proline-rich protein 23A3-like
Exons: 3
Coding region: 1-951 (316 amino acids)
Source: RefSeq, a predicted model, not a curated record